AUGGAGGGAAAAGCCCCAAGAAACGACGAUUUCGAGGUUAAAAAACCGACCUGGGACGACCUGAAUCGAAAAUUCCGAUUACUCGAAAGACUAACUGACUACGACAAAAAAGACUACGAGUUUUUUGACUUCUCAAAGAUACCUCUGAAAGGCUUCUACAACAUCGGAGCGAAUCGAAAAGAAGUCCUAGCCGUUGAAAAGGUUGCCUGUGCUGCCGCCCUUGUAAAGAGACUAAUCAAUGGAGCCGAUGUAGCAGGGUCCGGAAUGUCACCGUCCGAACAAGCCCUAAUGCUAAUCCUCACUUACGCUCCACUCCGAGGGUCCGAAGGGACACCACUAUUCGAAGCCCCGGAACCCGAUUCUCCAUGGGCUGCGAAAUUCGACAACAUGAUCGAGGGAGGCAACAUCCAUGCCAAAUGCCAAAACACGCUAAUGAGCGUCGUCGACGGAGCAGUGAAGAAACAAAGAGGAGACCAAGGAAACGAAAAAGAAGGAGUAAACAAAUUUGAUGACAAAGUCGGGAUGUCGAAUACCUUCACGGCGACCAAGCCGGGUCACUUCUUAAGAAUGUGUCUCCUUGCCUAUCGAUUCGUAUAUAGUGGAAAUGUAGAAAACUUUCCGAUAUACGCCAAGACGACGGAACUCGCGGCACUCUUCAAUACAACUGAGCAUGAAGCCCGUUUCCUAUUGCAAGAGUCGGUGCUCCAUUUUCUAUCCAACAUCGGAGCUGCUUCCAAAGCCCUCUUGACCGCACUUACCCUCUGCAAUCAACAAGUUCAGGAGAAAAACAAUAUUUUCCGCCGAGCACACUCUCUCCGAAUGGAAGGAUCCGGACUAGCUGCUCUAAACAUAAUCCAUAAAAUUAUGGGGCAUUUCCCCCAUCACAUGGAUGUUGGGUUUGCUAUCUGUAGUGGUCGAAACGUCAAGGAAAUGGCUAGCACCAUCCUGGCGUAUGAGAUGUACUAUAUGCCACCGGAGGAACAGCACAACAUCGACGCGAUCAUCCAGAAGUACCAAAUCAAAGACGUGCCGCAGGAUGAAAACAGCAAGAAAUAUGGGAAGUAUGCUCGAUGCUUCUAUCCUUGUCUACAAUGGUGCACUGUUAAAUCUAACUCAGUCACACUUCAGCAGCUCAACGGCGCUGCUAGGGCUGUGGAUGAAGGAAACGAGGCUCAUCAGAGAGCGAUCAACACUCACCGCGACACAACAUCCCGAGAAUACCAAAUCGGUCGUGGAGCGAUGACUCUUCUGCUUCAGGAGAGAAAA
Mesorhabditis belari is the source of this 1266-nucleotide messenger RNA. The record is from the annotation of a GenBank genome assembly. Lineage: Eukaryota; Metazoa; Nematoda; Chromadorea; Rhabditida; Rhabditidae.